UUACUGUUUACUUUGUAGCUAAAUGUUUUAAUGCACAUUUAACAGUAAACUAAACUUUUACAACUUGCAUAAUUCAAAUGUUAAGUUCCAAUGUUAAAUAAAAUGAAAUGACGCACUGAGAGAAGACAUAAGUCCAUGAAAAAUCUGAAGAACAAGUACUUUGUUUUACUCCAUUGUGACUUAAAAUGCCUAAUUGAAUCCCUAUGGAUAAAUAAAUACAUUAAAAUGUAUCUUUGUAUUGUUCAACAAGCCUGGUUUAUCAGACCAAAUAAAAACGAAUGGAUACUUCUGAGGAUUUAACCUGAAAUAAUUUCUAAUAUUAUUGUUGUGCUGAACUAUUUUAUAAGAACAUUUUAAGAGACUGUAUGACGUGCAGGAAAAAAAAAAAAAGAAAAUUAAGAUUAAGCUCUAAUUUGGCCAUGAAAAACAACAUUAUGUAGAUAUAAGAUGGACAUCAUGUCUUAUGGCAGCAACUGAUAUGAAUUGCUAAAAUCUAAAUCUGUCAAGGCUUUUCUUUUAUCUUUUGUUUUACUUUUGCUGCUAACUUGUAUUACGAUGUUGUACAUUAUAAUGCAGUGAUUGUGUUCACUAAGGAUAAAUAAAUGCACCUUUUUAUCUUUAGACCUAAACGCUGGCUUUUCAAAGUAAAUGUAUGUUCCGGUUUUAUAUUUUGAAAUUCCCCGGAAGUGGUGAACCAAUCACAGUACUGAGCGCAGAGCCGGGGCGGCUAGCUAGCUAGUCCGCUAGCUAGAAGUGCCUGUUUGUUCCUUGAGGAAACGGGACGACUGUCAUGGAUUAUUUACGCCGCAAAUUGUGACAACUAACGCCGAGAUGAUGAACGACAUUAUGGAGGAGCCAGAAAAAGACAGCCUUCUGGAUCCGCAGCAGGAACCGCGUCUUUUACCGGGGUCCAGCAACGCCACAAGACCAAAGACCACAGAUGGAGGCAUCAGACCAGUGGAGAAAAGAGGACCUUACAUCAUGUCUAAAGCUCCAGCCAUCCACCUCAAACUGCAGAAACACAGAGAGAUGGCGAGGAAAGCGCUGAAGAAGAAAGCUCUUUCAGCUGGACUGACCGUGACGCAUCCGUCCAGACAAGGAGCGAAGAGGACUGUGAAGUAUAACAAGGGCUACGCUGCUCUGAGCCAGCACGCUGAAGAAACUCUGGUUGCUCUGGAUUCAGACAGUGAGGAAGAAAUCGACUUUGAGCAGUAUUCAUCAGGAUACUCCUCAGCUGAGGUGCAUCCUGAUCUGAGCAAGCAGCUGCUUCAAGACGGCUACCGGCUGGACGAGAUCCCCGACGACGAGGACCUGGACCUGAUCCCGCCUAAGGUCAUCGGCUCGUCUCUGUGCUGCUGCGACGGCCCCUCCUGCUGCGUCCAGUGACCUCCUGAAGGGUUCAGCCGAGUCUGAACUGAAUCUGCUGCUCGCUGCCUGAGGACUCCGUCUCUGCUGCAGGACGAAAACCCGCAGGAGUUUGAGAGGAAGCCUUAUUCACUGUGACUAUAAUAACCCCCCAACCUGAUCGAUGAGUUGAUCCGGUUUAACAGGAUCAAGCAAAAGUACUGAAAAUAAGACUGCUUGAGUCGAGUCAAAGGAUGGAUCUGACUCGGAACAUCAUUCCUUUAUGUUGUUGCUCUUCUGUGUAUCUGAGCUCAUUCAUUAUUUACCAGUAAUUGUAAAACGAGCGAGACGAUUCGCUCAAGCAGAUCGGUGCUUUGAAAUGAUGAGCAGUGUUUAAAAACACAAAAAAAUGUCAGUUAUACGCCUUGAAUGUAAUCAGAUUACUAACUCGCUUUGAUCAAUAAUUAAUCCAGAAACUCUGAGGGUUUAAAAACCAAUGAUUGGAAAUAUAAUGCUUCGGUUUUCAUUUUUAAAUCUUAAUCUACUUAAUAUGUAAGUAAUUGGUGGAUAAAUAUUGAACAAUUAGUUUUAUUGUGACCAUAUUGUGGCGUUUCUCCUCAGAACGUGUCCUCGCAGAAAUGGGUCACAGUAUUUGUGUGUUUCUCUUUAUAUCAUCAUACGUACACUAAAGUUAAGUAUUUACACUUUAUUUUUAAGUUUAAAUUUGUUAUAUUGUUCAUUUUCUGUUUGUUACAGUGUUUGUUUUCUCCACAACAAGAACAGAAAACAUUUUUGUGGAUUUCUUUGAGGCGACUGUUGGGCUUUUAUUAUUAUUAUGUUUGCGAGUUUAUUUUUUAAAAAGGUGUAAAUACAAACUAAAAAAGCAUCCUGUCAGGAGGUUUGAUGCAUGAAUUGCAGGUAAACUUGCCUUUCUUUUUUUUUUUUUUUUUUUUUUUUUAAAGACGUUAAGAAAAUAAGAGCUGGAAUUUGCACAACUGUUUUGGUUUCCACCUGCAUUUAAAUGUAUUUAAAUGGAAUAAGGCGCCCAAACGCAGAGUCUGAAGACGCUUUCAUUCAUGACAUUCUCACUCUUCCUGUUUGUGUUGUUGUGUGUGUGUGAGUGAGCAUGUUCUCCUGCGACACUGUUGAAACUGGACCUGUUUGAAGAAGCCCCGCGCUGCGUUUUGACUUACAAACUUUGCACUUCAGUGGUCGGUAGCACUCGACUCACCUGCGCUAUGCAACUGUUGGGACAAUCUGCUGGUGGUUGUCUGGUUGUAAAGUGCUGAUGGAAAGAACAGUUUUCUAUUCAAUCUUUGUUUUUAUUUAACCAACACAUUUAUUUGGUUUUCAGUUUAGAAUAAAGCUCUGAAAACAUG
Molecule: messenger RNA, 2723 nt
Organism: Oryzias melastigma (Indian medaka)
Lineage: Eukaryota; Metazoa; Chordata; Actinopteri; Beloniformes; Adrianichthyidae
Gene: fam219b
Product: family with sequence similarity 219 member B
Exons: 6
Coding region: 832-1386 (184 amino acids)
Source: RefSeq, a predicted model, not a curated record